AUGGUUUCAAUUUCGGACCUCGAAAUAAUGUUCAACAUUGUCGCUGCUAACAACGGACACCCACCACUGACCAAUACACAGAACAUAAGGUCACCGCCGCCAACACUAUUGCAUAACAGGGCUGCCAUACCCUUAGCCAGACGCAACCGAAGACUGGCGCAGAGGCUUCGACCUGGUGCCAUCCUGAGCGCUCCCACAAGCCCACCUCCCCCGCCAUACACUCGUCUGCCACCGGUUCACUGUCCUAUCAGAGCACAAGACUUGCAACAAGUCCUCAGGCUCCAAGGAGGCAAGACCUACUCCACCGACAGCACCGGAGCAAGGAUCCUGGAAGAAGUCGUCCGCCUGCGCCGCGCUAUCCUACCCAACCACGGUACCGGCGUCCAGACUCAGCGGUGUGUCGUCGCUCUGCGACACCUGCCCAGCAUGCCGGCUGCUCUCUCCCUCAAUGCCUUCCUCUACAACGCCUCACUCCUCCUCGAGGCCUAUCCCACAAGUCGCAUCAGCACUAAAUAUUCUCUGCCACGCCUGCCCAAUCCUCGCUCACAGGCACAGCAACAGAAGGCCGCAACCGCAUCUGCAGCACAGACAUCCACCACCGCUACCACAAGCAACAAUGCCACCACAACCGCAGUAGCAGAAGAGACAAAGAAGCAACAGCGUGAGCGCAAAGAGCCCUCCGCAACCCUCACCGUCAAGGUCUACCACGCACAAUCCGGCAUCUGCCUCAAGUACUCGACAGACAAGUCGCAGGAAGUUGGGCGGUUGAUCACAUCACUCGGCAGGCUGGCCAGAGGAGAAAAGUUCGACAAGCCUAAGGCGGCACCUGCUGCUGGUGGCGCAGAUGGAGGAGAUCAAGACAAGAUGGACGUCGACUCUGGACCACAGGUAGUGCCAAAGGAUGGCGAUAGUGUUGUGGUGGGCAAGCCCAGCAGCCAGGCGACACAACAGCAACAGCAAGGCGGAGGUGAGAAGAAGGGCAGGGGCAGACCCAAGGGCAAGGGCAAGCGGUAG
Cyphellophora attinorum is the source of this 1014-nucleotide messenger RNA. RefSeq lists its product as uncharacterized. The record is from RefSeq and is a predicted model, not a curated record. The coding region runs from base 1 to 1014 and encodes 337 amino acids. Lineage: Eukaryota; Fungi; Ascomycota; Eurotiomycetes; Chaetothyriales; Cyphellophoraceae. The transcript has a single exon.